Molecule: messenger RNA, 4418 nt
Organism: Colias croceus (clouded yellow)
Lineage: Eukaryota; Metazoa; Arthropoda; Insecta; Lepidoptera; Pieridae
Gene: Ptpmeg2
Product: tyrosine-protein phosphatase non-receptor type 9-like
Exons: 15
Coding region: 428-2485 (685 amino acids)
Biological process (GO): protein dephosphorylation
Molecular function (GO): protein tyrosine phosphatase activity
Source: RefSeq, a predicted model, not a curated record
GUGCUCGGCCAUACUAAUAGGCAUACAGGAUAUACAUCCCGGAAGAAUUAGGCCCCUCCCCUAAAGCGGUCGCUUCCACGUGUAGUGUUUACCGUCUGUGAUUUUAAAGUUUAAUUUAGUAUCUACCUAACUGUAGCACAUUUGUAUCUAUAUUUGUUUUAUCAUAAAUAUAAUCAUAAACACUGUGUUUUUAAUGAUGGCGUAGUAAUGUUCGCUUCAUAGGAGAACGUAUCGAAUUUUUAAAUACGUCGCCACUAGGUAUAAUAGUUCGCCUCAAGGCUCAAGCUCGUAGGUAUCUGUUUGAUCGCAAUGAAAGUGUGACAAAGUAGUGAAAUCUUAGUAGAAAUGUAAGAGACUGUGCGGUAUAUAAAACUACUUUAAAUAACAAAGUGGAGGCUUCAUGAAUUUAUAGUUUUGAAGAAUUAAAAUGGAGUCUAUCUUUAUGCGACACUUCAUGAUCUUAUUGCGGGCGACAAAAACGUUUCUGGAUGCGCUGAACGAGACGGGUGCCGUGUGCGUAUCGCGAGCGACUGCGAUCAAAUUUCUACUCGCGCGCAAGUUCGACGUCGCGCGCGCGCACACGCUCUGGCGGCAGCACGAGGCGACGCGCCGGAGAGAGGGACUCAUCAAAUUCGAACCUUUCGAAGACCCCCUCAAAAGCGAACUUGAAACGGGAAAAUUUACUAUAUUGCCCACUCGAGAUGCGACUGGAGCAGCUAUUGCGGUGUUCACCGCGAACAAACACUUUCCUAGCCAAACGACACAUCAGACAACGUUACAGGGAGUGGUGUACCAACUGGACGUGGCGCUGCAGUCGAUUGAGACGCAACGCGCAGGCCUCGUGUUCAUAUACGACAUGACUGACUCCAAGUACACAAACUUUGAUUAUGAACUGUCGCAGAAGAUACUCACCAUGCUUAAGGGUGGUUAUCCGGCGAAAUUAAAAAAGGUGUUAAUAGUGACGGCGCCGCUGUGGUUCAAGGCGCCGUUUCGCAUCCUCCGGUUGUUCGUGCGCGAGAAGCUUCGGGAGCGCGUGCACACGGUGAGCGCGCCGCAGCUGGGCGUGCACGUGCCGCGCGCGAGCCUGCCCAAGCAGCUCGGCGGGCAGCUCGAACCGGAUCACGCAGCUUGGUUAGAGCACUGUAGAAAUUGUUACACGAAUAAUCUUCAAAAUUCAAAAUUGGACGGAGUAAUCGACGACUAUGUGAUCAGUAAUCAUAUACCAACGGUCAAACCGCAAAAUGGUAUAAUAGAUCAGGAGGUGACACGUGACAUGAGCAGCGAGCGUGUGGCGCGGCACAGCGACGCGGCCGACAUCAUGCACAUCAGCGGCGACCUGCCCUUCACGUGCGACCCCACGCCGCUCAGGCAUACGCACGGUUACAAUGGGGACAUAAAAGGAAACCACAUAAACUCCGGGGAUGAAGAUGAUUUAGAUUUAAUAACGCGCGGCACGUGGUCGUCGGGCGAGGCGUCGCCGGGGCUGUCGGACGAGGAGUGCGGCGGCGGGGGCGGGGGCGGCGCGGGCGCGGGCGAGAGCGCGGCGGCGCUGCUGGCGCGCGUGCGGGCGCUCGGCCGCCGCGGGCUCGCCGCCGAGUACGAGGAGAUACGCGCGCGCCCGCCGCACGGCACCUUCCACCAUGCCAAAUUGCCGAGUAAUCUAGUCAAGAACCGCUACACGGACGUGUUAUGCUACGACCAUUCGCGCGUGGUUCUUUCGCAAACCGACCCGGAUGAUCCUACAACAGAUUAUAUAAAUGCCAACUAUGUUGAUGGCUACAAACAGAAAAAUGCCUUCAUAUGCACACAGGGUCCGCUGCCCAAAACGUUCGGCGACUUCUGGCGCAUGGUGUGGGAGCAGGGCAGCCUGGUGGUGGUGAUGACGACGCGCACGGUGGAGCGCGGCCGCGUCAAGUGCGGCCAGUACUGGCCCGCGGCGCUCGGCGCCCGCGCCGUGCACGCCGGCUUCGCGGUCACCACUGAGGACAUUGAGCACGAGGACGACUAUACCAUAUCGCAUCUGUUGCUCACGGAUCUGCGGACGGAGGAGUCGCGCACCAUAUGGCACGGGCAGUACACGCGGUGGCCGGACUACGGCGUGCCGGGCGGCGGCCGCGCGCAGCCCGUGCUGCGCUUCCUGCACCUCGUGCGUCGCGCGCAGCAGCGGGCGCGUAAUGAAUUAGGAGAUGCGUGGGCGGGACACAGUAGAGGACCUCCAAUAGUAGUACAUUGUUCCGCUGGAAUCGGCAGGACAGGCACGUUCCUGACGCUGGACAUGUGCACGUCGCGGCUGGCGGCGGAGGGCGUGGCGGACGUGCGCGGCACGGUGGAGCGCGUGCGGGCGCAGCGCGCGCACUCCAUACAGAUGCCCGACCAGUACGUGUUCUGCCACCUCGCGCUGCUGGAGUACGCGGUAAUGCACGGUUAUUUAGAAUCAGCGGACCUGUCGGGCUUCGACGACGACAACGAGGAGGAGUCCGAAUGAAGACUGUCGCGUCCCGCCUGCGUCGUGCUGUGAGACUACCGAUACUUGUUGCCGAUUCACCGUACAAUACAUUGCCAUACACAUACAAACACUAUUUAUUAGCCGUGCUACACAUUUGGAAUACCAAUACACCAUGCUGGGAAAUAACCCGUUCAAUGUCUACCCGAAAUGUACGUUUUUAACAAAGAAGUCAAUGUCCAGCAUAAAAGCCAUAGGAUUAAGACACGAUUAAAUUCUGCACAAAUUAUGUCAAAAUAUUUAUUUUUUUCUUUUUAGUCACGGUAACGGUUUAACUUUGGUGUAGUGUACAAUUUUACGGUUUUUUUUUUUAUUGUGUGCCGAGCAAAAUGUAGAAUUUAAGUUAUUGUGAACUUCAAUUUCUCCUGGAUUUCAUAUAUGAACAACAGUUACGAAAUUGUUAAGAAGGGGAGAAUAAAGUGUUAAUAGACAUAUUAUAAAAGCUAAAACUUUCAGCCUCUAUUCAUGGCAAAAUGUAAUGAACAAAUUUCUAAUAUAAAGCGUAAUUACUUAUGAAUUGUGAGUAACGUGUAACGAGUUAAGUUUACGGGGAAUUUAUGUUAAUACGGGCAAAAUUAUUUGCUUAUUAGUAAGUAAUAAAGAAAAGUACAUGCAUGAAAUUUUUAUAAAGUUUGCCAAUCGUAUUGUAUGUAACUUUUUGGGGUGAAAUGGAAUGCGGUAUACUAUAUUGUUGAUAUUUUAUAUAAUAUAAAUGUUAUUUAACUCGGACGAACCUACAUUUAAAAUAAUAGAUAUACGUGUAAUAUUGAGCUAUUUCGUAUUUAUUUUUUAUGAGUGAAUAAUUGGCAUGUCAGGUACAUUGAUGGAAUCGAACAGUGAACGGUUUUGGAUGUGGCACGAGAGACCAAAGAUCGGCAGUGAUACGUGAAAGCACAAAAUGGGAUGUGUUCAUUAGACUAGCGCGGUGAGAGUGCGGGAUUACUCGUCGACUUUUAUACUGUAUUACAAUAAGAUUGCAUAUUGUCCAUUUUAGCGCCACUACGAGUCCAACCCACGCAUGUGUUAUAUACAACUCGAGAGAAGGAUCAAACUGCGAAUAAUAUUGGUUAACACAACUGUUUUGAAGUUUUCUAUGUAUUACAUUAGUGAAUAAAACACAGCCAUUUCUAUUAAAAAUUGGAAAAAUAAAAUAGUUUUGUCAAGUCACAAACCUUUGUAUCGAGUUGUAUAUCGAUAGAUAGAAAAUCGUUCCUGUAGUGUGAAUAAGAACUGAGUAGAAUGAUUGUAUACUUUCAUGUUUAUUUGGCAAAAACCCAACCAAAAAUAUAUUAUGCUCUAUUUCAUUUAGAUUUAUUUUAUUUAUUCAUUUAAGAAGUAUGGCUGUGUGAAGAGUUUUGUCGGUAAUUUACGUAUUUUACCAUGACUAUUUAUUGACACUAAUAAUAAUUAAAUUGGAAAUAAAUAAAAUGCGGUGCUGGUGUUUUGAACUUACAUGAUUUACUUUCAUCAUAAUCAAUUUGUCAUGCAUUUCAGUUUGUUUUUUUUUAUAGAAAAUGGUCCCAACGCACUUAAUUAUAAUUAUAAAUAGACUGAGUAUUAUUAAUUUGCUCUAAAAGUAUAGAAAUUUAUGGCUUUUUAAGAGUAGACAUUUUUUUAUAACGAACUAUCAUACAAUCGUGUAACUAAAGUUAUAUAGAUAUUAAAUAUGAAAGAAAUGCUAGUAUUAUACAUAUAAAUAAAUAUAUAGCGGAAAGAGUAAAUUAUUUUUCAAAUGGAAUAUUGGCGACAUAUCUAUUGGCCAUACAUUUAUAUUUUACCGCCGUCCUGUCGAGCAACUUACAUAUCUAAUAAAUUCAAUGGUAUUUAUUUAUUCUCUUACCUUCAUUGCUUUGUUUUUCCUUUUUAGUUUUGCUUAUUUUCUUAUCUUAGUAUGUAUUGUAUAAAAUUAUCCAAU